Molecule: messenger RNA, 1857 nt
Organism: Cannabis sativa
Lineage: Eukaryota; Viridiplantae; Streptophyta; Magnoliopsida; Rosales; Cannabaceae
Product: glycosyl hydrolase 5 family protein-like
Exons: 4
Coding region: 55-1686 (543 amino acids)
Molecular function (GO): hydrolase activity, hydrolyzing O-glycosyl compounds
Source: RefSeq, a predicted model, not a curated record
CAGCUCUCUUUCUCAAUAGUUAAUAAUUAACGCAAAGGAAAAACAAAGAAAAACAUGAAGAUAGCAACAUAUUCUCUUCUCUCAGUUUUAACACUCAUCGCAUUCUUCUUCCUCGUAUCCCAACCCGUGCCGGUGACUGGUCGGACACUGACCACAAAUUCUAGAUGGAUUGUGGACGAGAUGAGCGGAAAGAGAGUGAAACUGACCUGUGUGAAUUGGGUUUCUCAUCUAGAGCCUGUACUGGCCGAAGGACUCAACAAGCAGCCUUUAGAUUCCAUUGUAGGCCAAAUCUCGUCAUUGGGUUUUAACUGUGUUCGUCUCACUUGGCCAGUCUACUUGGCCACCAAUAACUCACUUGCUUCUCUCACUGUUCGUCAGUCCUUUCAAAGAUAUGGUCUUUAUGAUGAUAUUGCUGGUAUUGAGGCCAAUAAUCCUUCAAUGAUCGAUCUUCCUCUCAUCAAAGCCUACCAGGUAGUGGUUGGUGCGCUUAGAAAAGGGAAAGUGAUGGUGAUACUGGACAAUCAUGUAAGCAAACCGAGUUGGUGUUGCAACAAUCAAACAGACGGGAAUGGGUUCUUUGGGGAAAAGUACUUCGACGCAGAGAUGUGGAUCAAAGGGCUUACUCGAAUGGCCAAGCUCUUCAAGCAUGAUCACAAUGUCAUCGGCAUGAGCUUAAGGAACGAGCUCCGUGGCCUCAAGCAGAAUGAAGACGAUUGGUACAAGUACAUGCAAAGAGGAGCCGAAGCAGUUCAUAAAGCAAACCCAAGAGUUCUUGUUAUUAUCUCUGGUUUAAAUUUCGAUACUCACCUCUCAUUCUUACACGACCGACCAUUUGCACUAACAUUUUCUGGGAAACUAGUAUUCGAAGCACACUGGUAUUCCUUUUCGGACAAAGAUGCAUGGGCAAAUCAGAAUGCAAACAAAGUGUGUGGUGUGUUGGCUGCUAACAUGAAGAGACAAUCAGGUUUUUUGGUUGAGAGAGGAUUUCCUCUGUUUUUGAGUGAGUUUGGAGUGGACCAAAGGGGACUCAAAGAGAAUGACAACAGGUGCUUAAAUUGCAUUUUAGCUGUAGCAGCUGAACUUGACUUGGAUUGGGCUUUGUGGACUUUGGCUGGUAGUUACUACUACAAAUCAGGUAUUGUUGGGUUGGAUGAGGUUUACUCAGUUUUGAACUAUGAUUUUGAUGGAGUUCGAAAUCAAACUAUGCUAAACAAGAUGACUUCAAUUCGAUACCCUUUUCAAGGGCCAGGAAUAUCAACAGGUCUUCCACACAAAGUAAUUUUCCACCCUGCAACUGGUCAAUGUAUUGUAAGGAAAUCUCAAUCUGGUCCAUUGGCAUUAGGCCCUUGCUCAAGCUCAGAUGCAUGGCAUUUUUCACGUAACAAGAAGACAUUGAUGAUUAGAGGAACACACUUUUGCUUAAGAGCAGCAGAAACAGGCCAACCAGCCCAACUUAGCAAAGAUUGCACUGACUUUGAUUCCAAAUGGAAGCCCAUGUCAGAAUCCAACUUGCAACUAUCCACUAAAACUGCCAAAAACGACAUCGUUUGCCUAGACGUUAACUCUGAGAAUGAGAUUGUAUUGAACCCUUGUUAUUGCGUGAGUGAAGAUAGUUCGUGCGACCCUUCAAGGCAAUGGUUCAAGUUUGUUCACAGCACAAGAAAACCCCAGUUAGGAUUUUCUUAAUUUUCUAGUAAUUGAUCUAGGUUUGGAAAGGGAUUUCUAGCUCCACAUGACGUUAAUAUUAGAGAAUAAGGUUUCGAAUUUAUAUAUGUUCAAAACCAGUAUUAUAGUUUGUUUAUUAGCUUAGUCUAUAGACUAUUAUAUAGUAUGAGUACAAAUAAUUCAUUAACUAAA